Molecule: messenger RNA, 1233 nt
Organism: Aphis gossypii (cotton aphid)
Lineage: Eukaryota; Metazoa; Arthropoda; Insecta; Hemiptera; Aphididae
Product: 52 kDa repressor of the inhibitor of the protein kinase-like
Exons: 1
Coding region: 1-1233 (410 amino acids)
Molecular function (GO): protein dimerization activity
Source: RefSeq, a predicted model, not a curated record
AUGUCCGGCAUUUAUACAGGUUUGCAGGCCCGAAUAAAAACAUUAAGCCCCUUAGCUUAUUUUGUACCAUGCUCUGCGCACUCUUUAAAUCUAGUAGGAACAUCUGCCGCUGAAUUUUGUAGUAAUGCAUCUUCAUUUUUUGGACUUAUUCAACAACUUUACAAUUUUUUCACAGCAUCUACUCAUAGAUGGAAUACUUUACACGACAAUAUGAAGCAAAACUCAUACACACUUAAAUCUUUAUUAAUAACUAGAUGGUCGGCUCGCGCGGAUGCAUGUAGAGCUUUAAAUGCAUCAUGGUCAGAAAUAAUAAACUCAUUAUUACUUAUUAAAAAUAAUGAAAACGAAAAAUGCAUUACCAGAAACAAAGACAAAGGUCUAUAUAAAAGUUUACAAUCUUUGGAAACUGCAUUUUUGACCGUUUUUUGGACAUAUGUAUUAGAUCAGUUAAAUAUAACUAACAAAACUUUACAAGGUACUGCAAUUGAUAUUGGUACAGCUUCAAAGUUAUAUGCAUCGCUUAUUAAUCUUAUUCAAGAAACUCGGGAUAGUUUUGACUAUUUUGAAGAACAAGCAAAAACUAUGUCAGGAAUUGAAUUAUAUCAAGAUACAAAGACCCGUUUUAAAAAGAGGAAAGUAUUUUAUGAUGAAAAAAGCGAUACUGAUACAUCAAUGAAUGGCCGAGAAAAGUUUAAAAUAUUUACAUUUUAUGUGGUUAUUAAUCGAAUAGCAAGUGAAUUAGAAAAACGGCGACAGGCUUAUGAUUUUUACUACACUAAAUUUAUCGUACUCCACAAGCUUAUUUCUUUAAGUGUUUCGGAAAUUAUAGAAUAUGCCAAUAAGUUACAAGAAUGUUACAAAGAUGAUAUUGAAAAAGCAUUUUCAACAGAAUGUAUACAUUUUAAAUCCUAUUUGGAAUCUUCAAAUAAACAAAUAAAUUGCAUUUUUCCUUUACAAAUGUGUAAGUUAUUACGAGAAGAUUCUCUUACGGACGUGUAUCCUAAUAUAGAUAUUGCACUUAGAAUAUAUGUUUAUACUCCAAUUUCUAACUGUACUACUGAGCGUUCUUUUUCAUGUCUUAAACGAAUCAAAAAUUAUUUAAGAUCGACUAUGGGUACUACAAAACUCAAUAGUUUGGCUAUAUUGAAUAUUGAAGCGGAUUUACUGUCGACUUUAAAUUGCGAUGAUUUAAUUGAUGCAUUUGCUGAGGAAAAAAGUAGAAGAAAAAGUUAA